This is a messenger RNA of Cicer arietinum (chickpea), 2877 nucleotides long. Its product is annotated as receptor protein kinase-like protein At4g34220. The record is from RefSeq and is a predicted model, not a curated record. NCBI's taxonomy places the organism in Eukaryota, Viridiplantae, Streptophyta, Magnoliopsida, Fabales, Fabaceae. Gene Ontology annotation, molecular function: protein kinase activity; ATP binding; protein binding. Gene Ontology annotation, biological process: protein phosphorylation.
UAUUACCAACUGCACAUAAAGUAGGAGAAUUAUUUUUCAUUUCUACUACCACUUUCCCUCAACAAACUCAAUCCAAUUCCUCCUCUCUUUUUUCUCUUCACACCCUUUUAUUCAUUUUUCUUCCUCAAAUUCUCUAACAUUUCUUUCUACUUAACCAUACCAAAAGCAUUAAAAUUGAACAAAGAUUUGGUGAAACAGAACAAACAUAUUGUAGUUGGUAACCAUAUCCUUGUUCCAAAUGUUCUUUUUCUACACCAUGAACUUGUAGUUCCAAACCAAUAUGCUUUGUGUUAUCAUCUCAACAAAUUAUCAUGAGACUAAUUAACUCUUUUUCUCAUAAUCACUAUUUAUCUCUAUCUUUCCUUCUACUACUACUAGUUCAAUCAUGUUCAUCUCUUAACUCUGAUGGAAUUUUCUUACUUAAAUUCAAAUACUCCAUCCUCAGUGACCCUUUAUCAGUCUUUGAAACAUGGAACUAUGAUGAUGCAACUCCAUGUUCAUGGCAUGGAGUUGCAUGCACUGAAAUAAAAUCUCCUAAUACACUUGAUUUUUUAAGAGUAACUAGCUUAAUCCUUCCAAAUAGUCAACUACUUGGUUCCAUUGCUGAAGAAUUAGGCUUAAUCCAAAACCUUCAACACAUUGAUCUCUCAAAUAAUUUCUUAAACGGUUCAUUACCAAACUCUAUUUUCAAUUCUUCUCAACUUCAAAUCCUUUCUCUUUCCAACAAUGCUAUCUCAGGUAAACUUCCUGAGUUGAUUGGAAAAUCCAAAAACCUUCAAAGUCUCAAUCUUUCUGAUAAUGCAUUUGUUGGGUCAAUCCCAAAAAACCUCACUACCCUAACGAAUCUAACAGUUGUUUCAUUGAAAAGUAACUAUUUUUCUGGUGAAAUCCCAAAUGGGUUUAACUCUUUGGAGCUUUUAGAUCUGUCUUCAAAUUUGUUCAAUGGUUCACUUCCAAAUAAUUUCAAUGGUGAAAACUUGCAUUACUUGAAUCUCUCUUAUAACAAAAUCUCAGGAACAAUACCAUUAACAUUUGCAAAACACAUUCAUGAAAACUCAACAAUUGAUCUAUCAUUCAACAAUUUAACAGGACAGAUACCUGAUUCUGUUCUUUGGAUGAAUCAAAAAACAGAAUCUUUCUCCGGAAAUUCUGAUCUAUGUGGUAAACCUUUGAAGAUUCUUUGUACUAUUCCUUCAACUAUUUCAACUCCUCCACAAAAUUUCACCAACACUUCUUCACCAGCUAUUGCAGCUAUACCAAAAACAAUUGAAACAAACACAACAACAACAACAACAAAUGGUUCUUCUCAGAAUGGAUUAAAACCUUCUACAAUAGCAGCCAUUGUUGUAGGAGACUUAGCUGGCAUGGCAAUUUUAUCUCUCAUCAUUCUUUUUGUUUAUCAACAAAGAAAGAAAAGAUAUCCAAAAAAACCAAACAUUGAUUCAGAGAAGAAGAAGAAGACAGAAGAAGAACAUGAAAAUGUAGCCAAACAAGAACAAGAAGUGAAAAAAACACAUUCACUUCCAUGUUCAUGUUUAACUAUGAAACAAGAAGAGACAUCAGAAGCAACUAGUUCUUCUGACAGUGACCAUGAAAUCAACACCGUCCACCGGAACCAAGGCACUCUGGUAUCGGUGGACGGCGAGACAAAGCUGGAGCUGGAGACAUUGUUGAAGGCUUCAGCUUAUGUACUUGGAACAAGCCGUGUGAGCAUUGUGUAUAAAGCAGUGUUAGAAGAUGGAAGAGUUUUUGCUGUUAGAAGGAUUGGUGAGUGUGGUGUUGAGAGAAUGAAGGAGUUUGAGAAUCAAGUGAGAGGUAUUGCAAAGCUUCGUCAUGCUAAUUUGGUUAAGAUUCUUGGGUUUUGUUGGAGUGAUGAAGAGAAGCUUGUGAUCUAUGAAUUUGUUCCUAAUGGAAGCUUAGCCACCAUUGGUUAUAGAAGAGGAGGUUCAUCGUCGUCUCCUAUGAACUUAUCCUUGGACAUGCGGUUGAAGAUAGCAAAAGGGACAGCAAGAGGACUAGUUUUUAUUCACGACAAGAAACAUGUGCACGCCAAUAUUAAACCAAGCAACAUUUUGUUAAGUUCAGAAAUGGAACCUAUCAUAAGUGAUUUUGGAUUGGACCGGCUACUCUUAAAAGAUAGAGGAAACGGUUCGGGUAGACAAUUAGUGGUGGUUAACCAAAGAAACCAACAAGAGGUUCUCAUUGGUUCAAAUUGUAGCCCAUAUGGGUCAUCAUCAUCUAGUGGGGCCCAAGCACAAUAUCAAGCACCAGAGUCAUUACAAAACAUAAAACCAAACUCCAAAUGGGAUGUGUAUUCAUUUGGCGUUGUUUUGUUGGAGCUUCUAAGUGGGAGGGUUUUAUCGGACCGGGAGUUUGACCAGUGGUCUGGACCCGGUUCAGUUGAAGAAGAGAAAAACCGGGUGUUGAGAAUUAUUGACGUGGCCAUUAAGCAUGAGGUGGAAGGUAGAGAAAAUAUGGUGUUCACGUGUUUGAAGUUGGGAUUAAAUUGUGUUUCUAUUGUACCACAAAAGAGACCGUCCAUGAAAGAAGCACUACAAAUCUUAGAAAAGAUUCCUACCGCUGCUUAUUAAUUAAUUGUUUUCAUGUGACUUGAACCCUGUUUUUAGAUCAAGCUGUUUAUAUUUUUAUUUUUAUUUUCAACUUUUAUUGACUUGAAAUUAGUAUGAGCAAGGGAAAAGAUUAUUGGAAAGGUGUGAAUUGAAAAUUUGUUUGUAUGAGUUGCUUUCGGCGGAGACUAUAGGAAAUGGACGGUGUUGCUGACCAUGCGCAAGAGGCGACACUGUUUACACUUUAACUAGUUGUACAUACGAAUGCCCAUGCUUCUCAUUUGAGGUUAAAAUGGCUUAUUUUAAACCA